Molecule: messenger RNA, 2482 nt
Organism: Melanotaenia boesemani (Boeseman's rainbowfish)
Lineage: Eukaryota; Metazoa; Chordata; Actinopteri; Atheriniformes; Melanotaeniidae
Gene: arf2a
Product: ADP-ribosylation factor 2a
Exons: 5
Coding region: 113-655 (180 amino acids)
Biological process (GO): intracellular protein transport; vesicle-mediated transport
Cellular component (GO): plasma membrane; cytoplasm
Molecular function (GO): GTPase activity; GTP binding
Source: RefSeq, a predicted model, not a curated record
UAGGAGGAUGAUGAUGAGGAAGAAGAGGCCGGUGUUGUGCUAUAACGCCAUUUUAUUGUUGAAUAGCACCAGCGAAGAAGGAUCGAGAAAACGUCAGCAAAGGUGAGACAGGAUGGGGAAUUUUCUAGGCCUCUUUAAAGGACUGCUUGGUAAAAAAGAGAUGAGGAUCCUGAUGGUAGGACUGGAUGCUGCUGGAAAGACCACCAUCUUGUACAAGCUCAAACUGGGAGAAAUUGUUACCACAAUCCCCACCAUAGGCUUUAAUGUUGAGACUGUAGAAUUCAAGAACAUCAGUUUUACAGUGUGGGAUGUUGGUGGUCAGGACAAGAUCAGGCCACUCUGGAGGCAUUAUUUCCAAAACACACAAGGCCUUAUCUUUGUAGUGGACAGCAAUGACAGGGAGCGAGUGGGUGAGGCGAAGGAGGAGCUGAUGCGAAUGCUGGCUGAGGAUGAGCUGAGGGAUGCUGUGCUGCUUGUGUUUGCUAAUAAACAGGACCUUCCCAACGCCAUGAAUGCAGCUGAGAUCACAGACAAGCUGAGCCUGCACUCCCUGCGCCACCGUAACUGGUAUAUCCAGGCUACGUGUGCUACCAGCGGAGAUGGGCUUUAUGAGGGUCUGGACUGGCUUUCAAGCCAGCUGAAGAAUGCAAAAUGAUCCACCUGUUCCUCCUCUCCAUCUGUCAGCUGUCUGCAGUGUUUUUGGGAGACUGCACUGGUCCUGGUCUGGCUUUCUCCUUCUUUUUUUUCCCUCUGUUUCUUCUGAAUUGUUGGACCUUUGGCCAGUGCUUUCCUGUACCCAUGUACUGUAUGUGUGUGCUUGGAUAAGUAUUUUUUGAAUAAAUGAAUGAAUGUUUGUAUGUGGGAGCCCUGCUGUGCCUUGACCACAGUUUGCUCUCUGUCACCUCAUUCCCCCAGUGUCAGCCCAUCCAAAGGCACUGGGUUUCUACAAAGCAAAAAGCAGCAAAAGAUGCUGAGUGCUCUGUGUCAUCUACAAAGAAUGUUUUAAAAGAAAAACCAAAUGAUAACAAUUCAGUUUUAACAUUUGCUAAUGACAUUAAGGCCUUUUGAUAUUAGUUCAACCUGCUGAGAUGAACCAUGUAACAUUUGACAUUCUUCAAAAAAGUUUAUCUUUUUAGAAUUAAAAGCAAAUUUUCUUAGUGACUUUAAGUCCACACACUGCAGGUCCUUAAUGAGCAGAAUGUAACCCUUCUUCACACCAAUUUCUGUAGUUUUUACAUUUAAGUUUUUAAUCUUUUUUCAGCCCCUCCUGUUAAGAUGUCAGAUACAACUUUGUGUUUGCUUUUUUGUCAUUAAGACUUAAUUUCUUUUUUUUAAUUUUGUGCAUGUAAAGGAUCAAAGCAUCAGCUAAGAACUGGAUCUGAAAAAGGCAAUAACUGUUGCAGGGCAUGUUUACAUAUGUGAAGGAGUGUAACUACUGCAUGUGUUGUGGUUGUGUUUAUCCUCUGGGCCUGUGUGGGUUUCAGCCUCACCCGAUCCAUUGCAAUGACGAGGCCUUUGUUUUUCAUUUGUGCAUUAAGACUUGCUCCCACUCUGGUUUUUUAUUUACUGGUAGAUAUUUUUAUUCUCUUGUAAGUCUCUUGGUUAGGGUGUUUUUUAUUAUCUUUUUUUUUAUUAUGUUAUUGUUGAUCCAUGUAUGACCUGGUUUACUCCAGUGUGAGCUUCCAGGUGUGCUAUUUUUUUUAAUGAGUAAAAUGCUCUUGGGACCAAUUGGUUUGCUUCAGCAGGACACGUAUGUGCUCUUGGCCUUUUAUUUUUCAGUGCUGUGUACAUGUUGAAUCGGAAGUAUAUCACUUGGCCCUGUAAACAGUUACUCACCAUUUUAAUCUCUGUUGCUUCGGGCCAGGCCACUUCCCCUGUUUGUUAUUUACAUCUAAUGAUGCGAUUUUUCACAACCCCAUCAGCUUGCAAAACACAGGCUUGUGUGAAGAUAGCCAUUCAUCUCUCAACUAUUGCAGUGAACCCACAUACAAUAACAUUUCUCAUUCUUCUACACCAGCAGACAGUUGUUCCAUUUCAGGCAGAAUAGUUUUCCCCACACCCAUUGAUCUCACAGGUCUCUGCAAUAAUAAUAAUAAUACUACAAAAAACUGUCUUGAACAUUCUUCAGCCCUGAGUAAAGAUGGCUUACACUGACCUCAACAGGGAGCAUCGUAUUGUUUUGUUUUUGUAAAACUGGACAUUUAGGUGUUUUGUUUGAAAAUUGUAAAAAAAAAAUGACCAGUCUGUUUCCUUAUGUUACAUAUCUAGUUAGAAAUGAAGAUCUAAAAAAAUACAAAUGAUUUAAAAAUGGAUAAAAAUGUGUUUUAACUCAUCUUCCACCCUUUGUUCAGAUGUGAAGCUUUAAUUUUCAAGAUCAUUUCUGUACAAAUUACAUUGUGUUCAAAUAUUUUUGUUUGUGUGCCUUUUUAAGCUCAUCCUGUAACAUCUGAUAAAUGCACUAUAUUAAAGAGAAUCUCUAUUA